AUGGAGUUUAUUAAAGAGGAGAGUGAAGACGUGAAGAUUGAAGAAGCAUUCAGAGUCAAACAUGAAGAUACUGAGGAACAAACAGACCUGAUAGUGCUGAAAAAGGAGAGUGAAGUGCAGAUGGAAAUGGAAGAAGAAGAUCAAUAUAAGAAUCAUGAUUUCAUAACAGAAGAAAAAACUUUUAGUUGCUCCCAGAGUGAAAAGACUUCCUCACGGAAAAGGGCUAAAAAGUCAGGAAUUAAAAGUAAUUUCACCUGCCAACAAUUUGAAACGCGUUUCAACCAAAAUGAAAAGCUUAAGGUCCACACGAGAGUUCACUCUGGAGAGAAGCCUCGUACCUGCCAACACUGUGGAAAGCAUUUAUCUAAAAAAGAAAGCCUUAAAAGACACAUGAGAGUUCACACUGGAGAGAAGCCUUACACGUGCCUUCAGUGUGGAAGGUGUUUCAGUUUUAAAGGAAACCUUAAAGUUCACAUGAGAAUUCACACUGGAGAGUGCCCUUUCAUCUGCCAAAAGUGUGGAAACCGAUUCGGUCUUAAGGGGAGCCUUAAAAAGCACAUGAGAGUUCACACUGGAGAGAAACCUUACACAUGCUCUCAAUGUGGAAAGUCUUUUGCUCAGAAUGAAAGCCUGAACAGACAUAUUAGAAUUCACACUGGGGAGAAACCUUACACGUGCUCUCAAUGCGGAAAGACGUUUGCUCAAAACGUAACUCUUAGCAGACACAUGAGAAUACACAAUGGAGAGAAGCCUUACACAUGCCUUCAGUGUGGAAGGAGUUUCACUCAAAUUGGAAAUCUCAAAGUCCACAUGAACGUUCACACUGGAGAUAAGCCUUUCACCUGCCAACAGUGUGGAAGAAGUUUCUGCCAUAAAGGAAACCUUAAUUCCCACAUGACAGUUCACUCUGGAGAGAGCCUUUUCACCUGCCAACAAUGUGGAACAAGUUUCACUCAAAAAGGAAGCUUUAACAGACACAUUGUAAUUCACACUACAGAGAAGCAUUUUACCUGCCUACAGUGUGGAAGGAGUUUUGAUCGACAUGAAAACUUUAAAGCCCACAUGAGACUUCACUCUGGAGAGAAAUCCUACAUGUGCACUCAAUGUGGAAAGAGUUUCAAGCAAAAAGGACCCUUUAAAUAUCACAUGAGAAUUCACUCUGUAGAGACGUCCUACACAUGCCCUCAGUGUGGAAAGAGUUUCAGUCAAAAACGACACUUUAAAGACCACAUAAGAAUUCACACAGGAGAGAAACCUUUCACAUGCCAACAAUGUGGAAAAAGUUUCAACCGAAAAGGAACUCUUAACAGGCACAUGAGAACUCACACUGGAGAGAAGCCAUUUACAUGUGGUCACUGUGGAAAAAGUUAUAGAUAUAAAAGAGCCCUUAAGUGCCACAUGAGAAUUCAUGUAUGAGAGAACUGUUUUUGUAUGUUGUGUGGAAUUCAUUUCACAGACAGGAAACACUUCAUGUUUGGAGACUGUAUAAUGCGCUGAUUAUUUGUUACAGUACUAAAUCACCUUAGAGUGCUAAAUUCCCUAUUAAUUUCCAGUGACUAUGAGAGGAGUAAAGAAGCCAGU
This is a messenger RNA of Sinocyclocheilus grahami, 1581 nucleotides long. Its product is annotated as gastrula zinc finger protein XlCGF57.1-like. The coding region runs from base 1 to 1416 and encodes 471 amino acids. NCBI's taxonomy places the organism in Eukaryota, Metazoa, Chordata, Actinopteri, Cypriniformes, Cyprinidae. The record is from RefSeq and is a predicted model, not a curated record. The transcript is spliced from 2 exons. Gene Ontology annotation, molecular function: DNA-binding transcription factor activity, RNA polymerase II-specific; RNA polymerase II cis-regulatory region sequence-specific DNA binding. Gene Ontology annotation, biological process: regulation of DNA-templated transcription.